GGGGCCGCGACUGGAGCUGGUGAGAGGUGGUGGUAGCAGUAGGUUGUGAGCCUCGGGGUGGGCAGCCCGGCUGGGACACUUCUCGUCCCCGCUCCCAGCGACCGCGCCGGGCUCCCCCCCUCCCCGCUGUCCCCAAGAUGCUGUUUUGGCACACGCAGCCGGAGCACUACAACCAGCACUCGACCGGCAGCUAUCUGCGAGAUGUCCUUGCGCUGCCGAUCUUCAAGCAGGAGGAACCACAGCUGUCUCCCGAGAAUGAAGCCAAACUGCCUCCCUUUCAGUACGUCCUCUGCACAGCCACAUCCCCUGCUGUGAAGCUGCACGAAGAAACCCUGACCUACCUCAACCAAGGUCAGUCUUAUGAAAUCCGUCUACUUGAGAAUAGGAAAUUGGGAGAGUUUCAAGAUUUAAACACAAAAUAUGUAAAGAGUAUAAUUCGUGUCGUUUUCCAUGACCGACGCCUGCAAUACACAGAGCAUCAGCAGCUGGAGGGCUGGAGGUGGAGUCGGCCUGGGGACCGCAUCCUUGAUAUAGAUAUUCCGCUGUCAGUUGGAAUCUUGGAUCCCAGGGCCAGCCCCACGCAGUUGAACACUGUUGAAUUUCUGUGGGAUCCAUCCAAGAGAGCCUCAGCAUUCAUUCAGGUGCAUUGUAUCAGCACAGAAUUUACUCCACGGAAACAUGGAGGAGAGAAAGGGGUGCCUUUCCGGGUGCAAAUUGACACUUUUAAGCAGAAUGAAAAUGGUGAAUACACAGAACAUUUGCAUUCUGCCAGCUGCCAGAUCAAGGUGUUCAAGCCUAAAGGAGCAGACAGAAAACAGAAGACUGACAGGGAAAAAAUGGAGAAGAAGACCACCCAAGAAAAGGAGAAGUAUCAGCCUUCCUAUGAGACAACUAUUCUCACAGAGUGCUCUCCUUGGCCAGAUCUGCCUUAUCAAAUGAACAGUGCUCCAUCUCCAAGCUACAACAGUUCUCCAAACAGCUUCAACCUUGGAGAUGGCAACAGUUCUCCAACCCACCAAGUGGAGCUCCUGCCUCCCAGCAAUGAUCAUCUCCUUCCUUCUGCUUCUAUUCAAGAUGCCCAGCAGUGGCUUCAUCGUAAUAGGUUCUCUCCAUUCUGUAGACUCUUCUCAAGUUUUUCGGGUGCUGACUUACUGAAGAUGUCCAAAGAAGAUUUUGUUCAAAUCUGUGGGCCUGCUGAUGGAAUUCGGCUGUUUAAUGCCAUCAAAGGAAGAAAUGUAAGGCCCAAGAUGACAAUUUAUGUCUGUCAAGAACCAGAGCAAAACAGAUCCCAUCUCCACCAAAAACGAGAGAAUGGAGAUGGCAGUCUUUGUGUAUAUCAUGCAAUCUUCUUGGAAGAGCUGACCACCUUGGAAUUAAUGGAGAAGAUUGCAAACUUGUACAGCAUUUCUCCACAGCAGAUAAAUCGAAUCUAUCGUCAGGGACCCACAGGGAUCCAUGUAUUAGUGAGCAAUGAGAUGGUGCAAAACUUCCAGGAUGAAUCUUGUUUCGUUAUCAGCACAUUAAAAGCUGAAAGCAAUGAUGGCUACCACAUCAUUUUAAAAUGACCCUGCUGCACAGAAAGACUUUGACAGCCUAAAAUUUAGUGCCUCACUGAGAUUGCUACAACCUAGACUGGAAACAUGAAGAACCUUCUGGAUAAAAUGCUCCUAUGAACUAAGAAUUACCAAACAGCUUAAGGAAAACCUUACUUUUGCAGAUAUUCUUUUUUUCUUUUUUUUUUUUUUCUUUGUUUUGAACCUGAAGUUGAGAACACUCUCAAAGCUUGUACAUGUUUCUUCCUCCCUCCCUUCCUCUACGGUCCUAAAAACUGAGGUUUCUGCAUAUUGCUUAGAAACAUCUGCCUUGUACUAAAGGGAAAGAUAAACAAAAAAACAUUCUCUAGACCCCUCGUGGUUGGGUGAAUUGAUUUAUUUACAGUUCUGAAUGUGGCUUGUUUUUGUUUUGUUUUUAUUUUGUCUUUCACCACACACCCCAUUGCAGAUGAGCAUAGGCUCCCUGGAGAUCCUCUUUUACUCUUUGAGGUGGAAGGCUUGGGGCUUAAUCCUGCAUCAGACUGAGCAGUGCAGAGAAUAGAAUUGAUUCCCAGUCCCUACUCAGAGUGUCAAUCCUGGAAGCUUGCAAUUAGCUGCUUUCCACCUGUAGAUAUGCUUAAAGUCCAGAGACCUUGGUCUGGCCUGAUAGAGCUUCUUUAACACCCAUCCAACAGAACAGCUUUGCGGGGUUCGACGGGGAAUAUAUAACCUGAGGCGAGCAGUUCAGUACUGUAUUCUAUCUUGAGCUUUAAAAUAGACUCCUUGAAUUGAGUGUAUGAGGAUUUACCAAGGAAAUGUUUUGAAUGUUGAAAGCUACAGAGCUGUUGACAAAUUCAUACCAUGGUUUAUUCCACGCUACAAAACAUUAAUUAACUGCUAUCUUUAACUGUAACUGGGAUUAGAUUUUUUGAUCCUAGUGAGUAGUUAGGAGGAGAAAAUUAGUACAGUAUGUAAAACAGUGUUUAGAUUGAGUGUGGGUAAUGGAUCAUCUUAGUUGCUGCUUCUUGUAUUCUUGUUUUUUCACUCGUCUCCUGUUUCAAAUAUUCUCAACUAUUCUCAACCCCACCCUCUCGUGGUCUUUUGGGAAACCAUCCAGGCUCCAUGUAGCUAAAAAAAGUGGCUUCCACUGAUGUCCAAAGGCAAACUGAAUCACACCCUUCUUGCAUGGAGGGAGUCUUUUGGUUUUUUGGCUGGCAAUUAAUAAGCUGUCUCCCAAACCAAAUGGCCAUCUAGCAUCAAACUGAUCCACUUGAAUCUUUCAUUUCACCUGGGUUGCAAGCUGAAAUACCAAAAACUUUCCUGGCAUGGAAUUUUUUUUAUUUUUUAUUUUUUUUUAUUGAGAAAUAAUCAGUUGAAAAACGCUAAAUAAAAUGUUCUAGCGUUUUGAAAUGGAAAUAUUUAAUUAAAUCCAUUUGACCCUUAAUGCAGCAUGGGUUUCAGCUACUGUUGCAGACCUCAGAAAUUACCAUUCAAGUGCCUUGAGCGCCAUGUCUCCCUUGGGGUUGAGCUCUUUGGCUGGAUGUCAGAUCCCAUGAUGUGCUUACUGCGGGUUCAUCAAAGGGAGAAUGCGUCACGAAGGCUGGAGGGGUGCCCGGGAGCUCAGCCUUCUGGGAGAGAGGGGGACGAGCAGCCUGUGAAUUACAGCUCCCAGCUGACACUGGAGGAAUUCGAACAGACACGGAUGGAUAUUUUUUUCUGACAGAAUUCAAAUUUUCCCUACAGAAAUAAAGAGCAAAAUACUGAGAAGAGCAACAGUUUUUUUUCAUUAAAAACAUCAAGUUUUGUGCAAAAACAACCACCCAUCCCUACCAGUUUCUUUACACCAAAAAUAAUACUAGAAUAGAAAACUAUGUUACAAUGGGAAAAGCUUCAGCCAACUUCCCUAAUUGCAUGCUUAGGCACGAUCUUGCACAACUGGCUGUCCCGAUGCUCCAUGAAUUGUAGCAUUUAUCUGAAGUGACUCUCAGGCUUUGGGACAUGGCAAUUCCGCCCCUUGAAGUAUGUAAAGGAAGUUGAGGCUGCUUUGUUAAGGACCAGGCAGUGUAGGUGAGGAGAUUGCAAGUGGGUUCAUGGAGUGAGGUGUGGCCAAACAGUGGCUGGGGGAGUCUUUGGGGGAAGAAAUGCCCUUUCAGAAGCUGGAAAACAUCAUCUUUCUGAGAGAAAGCUGAGGCCACGUGAAACUUGACCCUUGCGUUGAAGUGAAACUGCAGCUGCAGGGGAGCCCAUGUGUGACCAAAACUUUUAUUUCUGAUGAAACACUGGAACAGGCUUCUUAGAGAGGUGGUUGUUUCCCUAUCCCUGUGAAUGGACGUUUGGACAAUACCCUCAAUAACACACUUUAGCUUUUGACUAGCCUGCAGUGGGCAAGCAGUUGGAUUAGGUGAUCUUCGAAGGUCCUUUUCAAGUCUACUCCUUCUGUCUUUCUUCUGUUCCUUUCUGUCUUCUCACCCUGAUUGGGCAGUUCUUGCUGGCCUUUGUGUCACUUAAGCAGGCAGGAGUUUUGUCCCAAGGUGAGCCACAGUGGAAGGUGGACCCCUUCCCUCUCAGCUACCCUCCCAGCUCAAAACUCCCCUAAAGAGGGAGGGCAGUUUUGUUUCUUCCUGUAUGCACUUGCUGCCAAGUGAUGUAGGUUCUGCAGAGCUACAUCUGUGUUUCCUUCAUCUAUCCCUUUUCUGUCACUGCUCUGAGGAAAGUACAUAAAUGAUAGAAGUUGUGGUUAUUGACUGGACUAAAUGAUGUUGUGGAUGUUCCUUAUUCUGUCACCAGGUGCUGCAGCCUGCUCUGCAUGCCACGACAUACAUGCCAUUGUGUACCAGGGCUGUUGCCUCGUUUCUUUUCUGGAAGAUGCUUCAGAAGAUUGGCUAUGUUUUUUCAUGCUUUCUUGUAAUAUUGGCCCAGUACUGUAUAUCUGGCAUAGCUGCUUGUGUAUACAACUCAGAGAGGUGAAUCUGACCUGAUGAGAGUGAUUUAAAAGGCUCGUUGGAGUUGGUAGGAAGAGUGUAGUCAGUAGCUGAUUCACUUGCACAUGAUGGCCCUGAAAUUCUGGGGACAUGGCAAUACUGAAACACAGCAGUGCAAAGGAAGGACAGAGACAGCGUUUCUCUCAAAGUUAGGAACUAAGGACUGUUCACUUAUGUUUGAAGAGUAUAACUUGUUCUUAGUUAUUUUAGAAACAAGUCUUGCUACAAGGAAGUAUAUGCAGAAGUCCUAAUGCUAUUUCAGUAGCACUUGAUUAAUUCUGAAUGCAAAUAACUCUGUUAGGGCGUCGUUACAUUUAGAUUCUUUAAAUCAAAUAAUUUUAUACUGAUGUAAGGACAAAUUUGACAAUGUAUCUUCUUGUCCUUUCCACACUGUAAGAAGGUAUUCCAGAGUAAACAAUUACAUAGAAUAGGAAUACUGUCUUACUAGGUGGGCUCUACUGUUUUUAUCUAUGUUAGCUUAUUUGUUAAGCUGUGUAACUAAUGUGUAUGUAAGGCUUAUGCUUACUUGACAGAGUUGAACCUAGUCCUUGCUGAGCUUUUGUCCCAACAGAAACUUGGAGGCUUGUAUUCCUGUAGCAUACACACCGAUAAAGGUCUAGACACCACUAGCUCGGUCAUUUAGAAGAAUGACAAGUUAUUUCUACUUGUUGCAUCUCGGGGUGUUAAGAAAACCUUCUCUUCAAGAAUAAAAGAAGCACAAAUAAUUAAUCUGGGCUAAAUGUCUAAAUUCGACAUAGUCUAAAGGUAUGGGAGAUAAGUUGCUUUCCCUGCGACUAAUGGGGUUUUGCAUUUACACUGCUUUUAAGUGCAGUCUUUUUUAUUUUUUUUCAGCCCCUAAUUCUUUGUUCAAAAGUAGGAAUUGAAACCUCCCGCUCAAAGUAAUUUAAGUGAGACUUUUUUAGCUCAGGAGACGCUUAUCAGCUCUGGGUGGUACAAGUUUUAACAAGUAGUGUGAUGUCCCAGCCUGUCCAUUUCUCAGUGGGCUCUCCUUUAACAUAAGCCUAUGAGUAAAAGUGGGCCUGCUGGGGAUGAAAGGAUAGAAGAAUAGCUGAAUUGAAUAAAAUAUAAAAAAUAAUUCAAUUUAGAAAAUACUGAAGUUUCAUCAGCUUGGUGUGAGAUGUACUGAACUGAACUUUCAGGAUUUGCAGGUGGUAAAAAGAUCCUUGCAGUUGAGAUGUUCUGAACGGCACUCUCCUUAUAGUGUAACAUAUACAUAUUUAUGCAUAUAGACAUAUACACAUACAUGCUGUAUUGUUUCACACAUAUCUGUCCUGAGUACUUGUGUCCUUUAAGUGGUACUCUACUUUGUUUAACUGCAGUUCAAUGUAAAGAGCUCUCGUUGAUCAAGCUUCGAAGUCCAGUCAUUUUUGGGUAGAAAAAGUCUACAAUAGAAGCUCUGGGUGAUUUGGGCGUGGAACACUUGGAGUUAUGUAAAUUUUAUGAAUUUCUGCAAUAUAAAUUCCAAGCCUUGGUGAAGAUGAGUACGUUCUUGAGCUAACACUGCAGCUUUAUAUUACAGCUUCUGAAAAUUAGUUAAGGAUAAAUUGUUGGCCCAAUGCUUUUAAGUUAGUAAGAGUUACUCCCUAAGCAGAACAGCUGUACAGUGACUUUCCUACCUUGACGUUAUAUUGCUUAAGCAUUGGCUGUAUUUCUAGCAACUGCCUGGUGGAUGACUGGGACAGUUCUUUUUGUCUCUGUUCUCGUUUUUUGACUGUUCUCAGAAAAAUAGUUGUAUUCAGACUGUGGCUUGCCUUUCUCCUUCAGUUAUGAAAUGGUUUUACCCUAUGCUAGUAGUGCACAUAUUUUCUUAAGAUUAUAACCUGCUUGACAGCACAGGGUACUGCUCCAAGUGGGGAGUGUGCAUUUGGUGUCAAUCAUUGCUCCUGUGGGUGAAUGUCAGAAGGCAGACUGGAGAUGUAUUUCAGUAUCUUUGCCUUUGUUUAAAAAUAGGUUAAGCUGGUACCUAAUUUUCUGUGCAUUUCUGAUUUGUACCUUUUUUUUUUUUUCUUUGCUAUUCCUCAAAAUACUUCUGCUCUGUGUGGGGAGAGCAGGUAAGCAGCCGGUGUGCCUAUUUUUUUUCUUUAAGUAGCCUGCUGUUUUCCCAGUUUGCUUGGGGCAAGUGUUUGUCUUUCAUAGGGCUAUGGGAGUUACUUCUUGUCACUGACAAUGCAGCCAUUGGAGAUGGGCGAUGCUGACCCCAAAGUUGGCGUGAUGGGUGAGGGCAAAUAGAGGAGGAUGGGUUGGAGGCUGAGGCGUACCAGUUGUGAGUAAAUACUGCCACACUUUUUGUCUUAUAGUUUGUUUGGUUUUUUUGUACAUGAAUUAAAAAAAAAAAAAGCAUAUUUUGCACUGGCUAUUGUACUGUUGUGCAGAAGAAA
Molecule: messenger RNA, 6912 nt
Organism: Lagopus muta (rock ptarmigan)
Lineage: Eukaryota; Metazoa; Chordata; Aves; Galliformes; Phasianidae
Gene: TFCP2L1
Product: transcription factor CP2 like 1
Exons: 15
Coding region: 138-1565 (475 amino acids)
Biological process (GO): regulation of transcription by RNA polymerase II
Cellular component (GO): nucleus
Molecular function (GO): DNA-binding transcription activator activity, RNA polymerase II-specific; RNA polymerase II cis-regulatory region sequence-specific DNA binding
Source: RefSeq, a predicted model, not a curated record